UCAAGUCUCACCCGCCACUGGAGCCUCACCUUCACCUUCACAACGCCCCAAUCUUCGGCUGGUUAUCAUUUCUCCCAACCUCCACAGUCGCUUCAAUGGCUUCCAUAAACCCCACUCCUUUGUUCAUCUCCUCUUCCCGCUCACGGAAACUUAACCGGACUUCCGACCAGUCCUCCGACGGCCUACAGAGAGAUCUCAAGAAGGGCCUGUCUCGGAUUCUGAGGAAAGAUGCUGCUAUUAGAGCUAUUGAGAGAAAAGCCAAUUCCAAAAAGUACAAUAACCUUUGGCCGAGUGCUGUUCUCGAGGCUCUUGAUGAGGCUAUUCAGGAGAAUCUUUGGGAAACCACUCUUAAGAUUUUUGGCCUACUUCGCCAGCAACAUUGGUAUGAACCAAGAUGCAAAACAUACACAAAAUUGUUGAUGAUGCUGGGUAAGUGCAGGCAACCUAAGCAAGCAAGCUUGCUGUUUCAGAUUAUGUUAUCCGAGGGGUUGAAACCUUCUAUUGAUGUUUACACUGCUCUUGUUAGUGCUUAUGGUCGAAGUGGCCUCCUUCACAAGGCCAUUGAAACAGUUGAUGAAAUGAAAUCCAUUUCUGACUGCAAGCCAGAUGUACAUACAUAUUCAAUUCUCAUUGAUUGUUGCACAAGAUUCCGUCGUCUUGACCUUCUGAAGGACAUUCUUGCUGACAUGUCUUAUCUGGGGAUUACAUGUAAUACGGUCACUUACAAUACUAUCAUUAAUGGAUUUGGAAAGGCUAAAAUGUUUGAGCAAAUGGAAAGCUUGUUAUUGGAAAUGAUUGAAAGUGGUAGCUGCCUUCCAGAUUUGAUUACAUUCAAUUCUUUUAUCAGAGCCUAUGGAAAUAGUGAGCAGAUUGAGAAGAUGGAGAAGUGGUAUAAUGAAUUUCAGCUGAUGGGAAUCGAGCCAGAUGAUUGGACAUACAAUACUAUGAUCAGCUCGUACGGGAAAGCUAGAAUGUAUGACAAGAUGGUGUCGGUUUUGAACUUCAUGGAAAAACGCUUUUUCUCUCCGACAAUUGUUACUAUGAAUACAAUCAUUGAUGUGUUUGGAAGAGCUGGAAAUAUUAAGAGGAUGGAAGAAUACUUCAGAAAAAUGAAAUAUCAGGGAAUGAAGCCUAACUCUGUAACUUACUGUUCUCUUGUUAAUGCAUAUGGUAAAGCUGGUAAUAUUGAGAAAGUUGAUUCAAUUUUGAGGCAAAUUGAAAAUUCUGAUGUGGUACUGGAUACCCCUCUUUUUAACUGCCUUAUCAAUGUGUAUGGCCAGGCUGGUGAUGUGAGAAAGAUGGGAGAGUUAUUCUUGGAAAUGGAAGAGAAUAAAUGUGUGCCUGAUAGCAUUACAUUUGCUACAAUGGUUCACGCCUUAAAGACUCAUGGCAUGACUGAGGCUGCUCAAAGAUUGGAAAAUAAGUUGAUUGUCACUAGAGACGACAAGAUAAAUUAGUGCUUAUAUAUGAUUUUUGGAAACGCCACGUUCUGCCUACACAAGAAAAUCUCUUGCUUUUCUAGUGCCUUUUCCUUCCAGUUGAUUUUGUUGUUCUCAUGUACCAAAACUUUAUGACCCUCUUACAUCCCUUUUAUAUCCUAUUGGUUUGAUGCAAAGAGGUGGGCUCUAAGAAAACCUGGUUGACAAGAAAACUGUAACAUUCCAAGCUUACCGCUAGUAGAUAUUGUCUUCUUUGGACUUUUCCUUUCAGACUUCCCCUCAAGAUUUUUAAAGCAUGUUUGCGAUGGAGAAGUUUCCAUAUCAGUUGGAGAGGAGAACGAAGCAUUCUUUACAAGGGUGGAAAAAUCUUUCCCCAAAAGAUGCGUUAAAAAUCUUGAGAGGAAGCUUGAAAGAGAAAUUCCAAAGAGGGCAAUAUCUGCUCGUGGUGAGUUUGGGAUGUUACAAAAACAGUGUGUAACACUUCCCUAGUGUGGAAGACCCACAAUGCUGCCACCGGGGGCAUGGUUACGUUUUCCAAGGAUCUCUACCUUCAUUAGAGCAGGCCAUGCUUCUCAAGUCUUCAGGCUCAAGGUAGAUCGCAUAUCUUUCAAAAGUUGUCUCGUGCCAUGGCAUGGAAUAUCUUUCACGACAAGGAAAUUUUCUUGAUGGUCUCGAGUCUAAAUGAUCCAUAUGUUGACGUAAAACUGUGUUCUUGACCAUUGACCCCACCCCCCACAAGCUUUAUGGG
Molecule: messenger RNA, 2187 nt
Organism: Cucurbita maxima (winter squash)
Lineage: Eukaryota; Viridiplantae; Streptophyta; Magnoliopsida; Cucurbitales; Cucurbitaceae
Product: pentatricopeptide repeat-containing protein At3g53170
Exons: 5
Coding region: 96-1457 (453 amino acids)
Molecular function (GO): mRNA binding; protein binding
Source: RefSeq, a predicted model, not a curated record